GCCGCAGCCCCGCCGCCCCGCAGUGGGGCCCGCCUCGGCCCGCCCCCGGCCCUCCCGGCCCGGCCUCCCGAGCGCCCCUGUCAGAUUGUGGCGGCUGGCCGCGCGGUGCGCUCCUUCCCUACUGCCUGGGCGAGGAGGCUUGUGUUCAGGCACACCCCCACGUCCCUUCGGCGCCGCUGCCUCUGCUCCACUGGCCUCCGCUCCACCCAGCCCUCCGCCACACGCCGGUAGCGACAUGGCACACGCGGCGGUACGCUGCCCCAGCGCUCGGGGCUCCGGGGACGGAGAGAUGGGCAAGCCCAGAAAAGUGGCGCUCAUCACUGGCAUCACGGGCCAGUGAUGUACAGUGUCUCCAGGGUGAUGGAUAUUCCACAUUGCAGAGCAGAUUUGAAAUGCAUCAGGGAGCCUGAUGGUUCAUACUUGGCUGAGUUCCUGCUGGAGAAAGGCUACGAGGUCCAUGGAAUUGUGCGGCGAUCCAGUUCGUUCAAUACAGGUCGAAUUGAACAUCUGUAUAAGAACCCCCAGGCUCAUAUUGAAGGAAACAUGAAGUUGCACUAUGGUGACCUCACUGACAGUACCUGCCUUGUGAAGAUCAUUAAUGAAGUAAAGCCUACAGAGAUCUACAACCUUGGAGCCCAGAGCCACGUUAAAAUUUCUUUUGACCUGGCAGAAUAUACUGCAGAUGUUGAUGGAGUUGGCACUUUACGGCUUUUGGAUGCAGUUAAAACCUGUGGCCUUAUCAACUCUGUGAAGUUCUACCAAGCCUCAACAAGUGAACUCUAUGGGAAAGUGCAAGAAAUACCCCAGAAGGAGACUACUCCUUUUUAUCCUCGGUCACCGUAUGGGGCUGCUAAACUCUAUGCCUAUUGGAUUGUGGUGAACUUCCGAGAGGCAUAUAAUCUCUUUGCAGUUAAUGGCAUUCUCUUCAAUCAUGAAAGUCCCAGAAGAGGAGCUAAUUUUGUUACUCGAAAAAUUAGCAGGUCAGUGGCUAAGAUUUACCUUGGACAACUGGAAUGUUUCAGCUUGGGAAAUCUGGAUGCCAAAAGAGAUUGGGGCCAUGCCAAGGACUAUGUAGAGGCUAUGUGGCUGAUGUUGCAGAAUGAUGAGCCAGAGGAUUUUGUCAUAGCUACUGGGGAAGUCCAUAGUGUUCGGGAAUUUGUAGAGAAAUCAUUUUUGCACAUUGGAAAAACCAUCGUGUGGGAAGGAAAGAAUGAAAAUGAAGUGGGCAGAUGUAAAGAGACCGGCAAAGUUCACGUGACUGUGGAUCUCAAAUACUACCGACCAACCGAAGUGGACUUUCUGCAAGGAGAUUGCACCAAAGCGAAACAGAAGCUGAGCUGGAAACCCCGGGUCGCUUUUGAUGAGCUGGUGAGGGAGAUGGUGGACGCCGACGUGGAGCUCAUGAGAAACAACCCCAACGCGUGAGCGCUGCCGCGGAGGGCCGCGCCGCCCCUGCCGGCCUGUGGUCCCCGCUUGGAAUCAGCUGGUGCGGGGUCGCAGGUGUGAUCCCUGGAGGGGCGCGAGAAUCCGGCGGGUUCCCUGCGGACCCUCGCUGCCACUGCGCCUUGUCCCCGCCGUUAGGAUCUGGGGCCGCUGAGGUUUGUAGCAGCCGGGACGCAGCACUCCGGGGUUCGGCCCAAUUUCCUUUUGUCGAGGCCUUUUCUGAACGGUUUUGUGAAAUCAACAAGAUGUUUUAAUCACAUGUUCACUGUACUUGAAAUUGUGUCAUUAGACAACUGAAAUUGUGGGGCUUUCAAAUUGUUUUUCUCUUUUCUUAUUAAAAAUGGCCUUUCUAUGAACUAGCAUUAA
Zalophus californianus (California sea lion) is the source of this 1809-nucleotide messenger RNA. RefSeq names its product GDP-mannose 4,6-dehydratase (gene GMDS). The transcript is spliced from 12 exons. Bases 340 to 1425 code for a protein of 361 amino acids. Lineage: Eukaryota; Metazoa; Chordata; Mammalia; Carnivora; Otariidae. Gene Ontology annotation, biological process: GDP-mannose metabolic process. The record is from RefSeq and is a predicted model, not a curated record. Gene Ontology annotation, molecular function: GDP-mannose 4,6-dehydratase activity.